This is a messenger RNA of Aspergillus homomorphus CBS 101889, 1002 nucleotides long. Its product is annotated as SRR1 family protein. The transcript is spliced from 3 exons. The record is from RefSeq and is a predicted model, not a curated record. NCBI's taxonomy places the organism in Eukaryota, Fungi, Ascomycota, Eurotiomycetes, Eurotiales, Aspergillaceae. Bases 1 to 1002 code for a protein of 333 amino acids.
AUGACGGAGCAAUUGGCCUAUGCCUUCAUUGACGAAAACACCCUCGGCCGUCUCGAGCAUGUGGUACGGCUGUACAAUGCCGGGAAGCCGCUGUUUCCCCGUGCGCUGCUGGAAGACCUCGACCGGCAAAUCGAAGAGGGAAGGGACGAAAUCCGGAUCCAGGAUCUCGACGGCGUGUCGAGCACGUAUAGCCUGACUGUUCCUGCUCUAUGCUUGGAUUUGGCAACGACCUACUGUAUUGGAUAUAGCAGCAUCCAGCUUCUCACCUAUAUCCAUCCUUCCGGUGCCACGAUGAUGUUCUCAGACAAGACUCCCGUGUCCAUUCUUUACACCAGGCACCCAGAACACCCUGAAGGCAGCAUCGAGGUGCUGCGUCCGGCAUUUCUCAAGAUGCGCGGACAUUGGCAGCAAAGUGAGACAUGUCGGGGACUGGAGUCCCAUCUUUCGACCUUGCAGUUCUCAGCCCCCAUCCACAAGAUCGUUGCGUUUGGGCUCGGGACACUGGCGAAGACGCAGAACGGACACUACUCGACGCGGUCACACGUCCAGCAUGCUGCCGUGGAGACGAUGGCGACCGUCCUGGCCAACCGUGGGAUCAGUGGAGGUAGGAGGGUCAACUGCUACGUCCAGGACCCAUGGUAUGACGAGAACGAUGUCCUUUUCCUGCAAAGCAUUGGACUCACCCCCCUCAACGACCCGAAAGGGUUCCUCGAGAUCGACGAGCACACACUGGUGUUCUCGGUCAACCCGAACGUGCCGGUCAAGCAGAUCGUCGCCGACAUCCAAUGGCCUGGCGCUAUGGUCUGGGACACUGUGUGUGGGGAAGAGGAGAAGAAGCAGUGGAAGCGACGGUUGAGGAAUGGCGAGGAGUUCUGGAUGGGUCCCCUCGCCACCGAUCCCGACUCGGACCGUGUCUGUGAAAUGAUCUCGCACUACCAGACCGUCUCAUUGCGCGAUCCGGAAGACUUCUUCGGGGACCUCUCUAUCUACGUCCGGAAUUGA